AACAUCGCACUCCAACUUAUCCAACUCAUGAUGGAAACAAAUAAGGCUGACGUGCAGUGACAGGUGAGCUAAACGGGCCGAUUCCCAGGCUGUAUCUUCUGAGCGGUCCAAAUCAUAACCUUCGGUCGUGUCUAUGGGGUAGGUGCAGCUCAUGCUACGGGAAGGAGCGUUCCUUCCUCUCGGAUCUGACCAUACCAAUACCUCCAUCACUCACCAUCCCACACCAGAAAACAGACCAAAAAAUGCCAUCGUCGUCAUCAAUUCAGUCUUAUUUCUCUCCCUCGCCGACCAAGAACAGCGAUGGCUUCACUGCCGAAGAAGUGCAGUCAACACUCUUUCCUGUAAAUGCCUCACCGCCGAAUGCGUGGACUCCUACACUCGACUACGAUGAAGCCGACUUGGGUUCCCUUGAGCCUGGGCCCCGCAACCUCACGCUCAUGGGCCGAGUAGUAAACUUGUACGACACGGCGAGGCCUAGCAAAUCCCACAAAGCAGCCCAAGGAUGCCUCAAGAUCAUGCUCGCCGACGACACGGGCGUGCUCACAGUUCGGCUCUGGUACGCGAAUACACAGUAUACGGUGAGACUGGGACAGCUGGUGACGCUGUGGACGGUGCACAUCUCCAACUCAUCGGACCACAAUUCGUUGGCGCCUAGCUCUGCAUCGCUGUUUACGAGUAUCUUCCCAGAGGGAGAAAGGAACUGUCACUUCAUGGUGCAUGAGCAUAGUGAUGAUGGGACGCAGUUCAAGAGGCCGUUUAACUGUCGGGACUCGAAAACACUGCCUGGAUUGAUGACGCUGAAGAGUUUCGCCGAUGGAGGCUACGAUGUCGAAGAGCCAAAGCUGCUCGUCUGUGUGAAGAGCAUUGGGGCGAGGAAGAGGUAUAUAAACCGCAACGACACAACCUCCGAACUCAUCUACAUUGGCAUCUUUGACGACACAGCCGACGCCUCACUGACUCUCUACGGCGGCCUGUGCGACUCGGCAUCUUCCUUCCAGCCCUCCAAAACGGUGCUACUCAUCUCCAGUCCUGGCUGGCGUAUCGAAAAGACAGCGAAACUCACCCUGAAUGGCAAUUCGCGCGUCGAUAUCGACCCGGACAUGGGCGAUGCGCGACGUCUCCGCGCGUUAGCACUGCGUCUCACGAAGAAAGAGCACGUCAACCCCCCGUUCCCGGACGUCGAUGUAUCUGGAUACGAAGAAGCGGCAGUGAGAGCGCUGUAUACGCUGGCGGAUGUAGAUGACUUUGCGCGCUCGAAUCCGCAGGAGAAGCUCAUCGGCUAUCUCUCUGUGAUCAUGACUGGACUCAACGUCGUCACGCCGUUCAAGCGCAACAUGCUCAUGAGCAACGAGUGCUGCGGGAUUCCCAUUUUCGCUAAUGCAGUGACGGCACCAUGUAAGCAGUGUGGACGGCCUGUGGCGCUGCGUGUUAAUCCACGGAUUCUCAACUCCAUCAUCGACGAAACGGGCCAAAUCGGCAGCGGCAAACUCAUCUUCUCCGAUGCCGCCUGGGAGCAACUCCUCGGCCGCUCAGCCGCGCAACUCGUCGUGACUGACGUGGAGAAACUGCGCUAUCUAGAGCAGCGCCUCCUUUUCCUGCGCGUGACGCUGGGUUUUGCGCUGAGUCUGGACGAUGGGUUGGGGAGGCUGGCGGUGUGGAGUGUUGGGAACUGAAGUGAACUCUAACCUAACGAAGGGGGGUAGAAUAUGGAAUACGAAUUCUAAGAGGAAGUUUGUUCGGAGCGAUGAGAUUAUGACGAGAGCGGACAAGGCAUCUGAGUGCAAGUCUGUCAGUCCGAUGUAUGAUGUUAUGUAGAUGGAACGACACUAGUACUAUCUAUCAAACAUGACACAGAAAUACGCCACACGUACUCUUCAUCUCGCAUACAGUUAAAUCGGUUUAGUUAUUUACAU
Molecule: messenger RNA, 1913 nt
Organism: Cucurbitaria berberidis CBS 394.84
Lineage: Eukaryota; Fungi; Ascomycota; Dothideomycetes; Pleosporales; Cucurbitariaceae
Exons: 4
Coding region: 243-1673 (476 amino acids)
Biological process (GO): resolution of meiotic recombination intermediates
Molecular function (GO): single-stranded DNA binding; single-stranded DNA 3'-5' DNA exonuclease activity
Source: RefSeq, a predicted model, not a curated record